AGUAGAAUUAGAAGAUGGGAAUCUCUCCGUCAAAGCGAGUCAAGUCCUCCUUAUCCAACUCGCCCGAGUUCGACUCUGCCUGCAACUCGACCUUCAGCCACUGCCUCUCCCUCACCGAGCACGGCUUCGACGGCGUCUUCCCCUUCCAGCUCGCCACCGCCUCCGACCACCUCUACCAAACCCUCCACGACGACGCCGCGCCCCACCCUCUCGUCCUCAAGUGGGUCUCAUCUCCCCCGACUCGCUCCCAGGUCGACUCCGCUCUCCGGGCCGUCACGCGCUCCGACUCCGACUCGGAGACCACGCUCCGGUCGCCCCAGUUCAAGCAGUGGGCCGUCGAGCUCUUCGCCGGCGCCGUCGUCGCUAACGCUCGGAAGGACCUGAUGGUUCGGGUCCCGAUCGGCGUGGCGGGGAUUGCGGGCUUGGGGGCUGCCAGUAGGUCCGGUAAGGACCUUGUUGGAACCGCGAUUGGGGUGUACGCGCUCGGCGUUGCCGCCGCCGUUUAUCUGGGUUUACAGUGAAUGAGGUGGUUUUUGGGGUUUAGGGUUUUAGAGCUUAUGGAUGGAUAUUGACUUUAAAAAGGAAAUUUACCUUUUUGGACCAGUUAUGCAGAUUUCAUAUAUCUAAUGCCAGUUAUAUUGUAUCAUCCAAUUUCGCCUGAUUCGUUGCUUUUGAUUUCGGGUGCUUAAUGUUUGCGAUGGGUGAAUUUGGAGUUGAAUGUUUGAUUUAUAUGGAGGCUGUCGUAAAUGUUUUGCUUCAGAAACUAAUCUGAGUAAUCUCAGUGCUUUAAGCUAUCCUAUUUUUUCUAGUGAAAUGCUUUUCCCAGUUCCAUUCAGUGCCUUCGCAGUUGCCAGUCGCUGUCAACAAGUUUGAAGACAUGGAUUUUCAUGCCUGUUGCUUAAAUUGUUUGUUCAUUGGGAGGAAAAGCAUAUGAGGGAUGAGUUUUGAUACUUUUGCUUGGUGAUAGGAACUGCAUAGCCUCUGUUACCUCCACUGUGGAGGUUGUUAUUUUAAUUUUGUCACGAAUGCCAUGUCAAAUCUUACUGAUGAAGAACAUAGAACUACUGACAUAUUUUUUGAUGAGAUUGGUUAACAUUCGAAACACAGGUUAGGUUGAUUGUAAGGGUGCUUUCACGAUAUGUUAUAGAUUAGAAACUU
Molecule: messenger RNA, 1158 nt
Organism: Argentina anserina (silverweed cinquefoil)
Lineage: Eukaryota; Viridiplantae; Streptophyta; Magnoliopsida; Rosales; Rosaceae
Exons: 1
Coding region: 15-521 (168 amino acids)
Source: RefSeq, a predicted model, not a curated record